UUUUCAAAUGGUAUCAUACGAUUCUGUAUACGAGGAAUGCUGGGUACUCCACAGAGAAAUUCAAUAGUCAACUUCCUCUAGUUAACUUUCUGUUAGUCCUAGAGGAGGCAUAUGGUUCUUCAUUUGAUAUGGACUUGAUUGACAACUUUGAAAAGAGAUGGCAUGAGGCUUUGUGUCUGAUGGAGAGAGAUUUCCCAGCUGCCUUACAGACGUUUUUCUUCCACCUACUACAUCAUCUACCACAAUAUAUAAGAUUGUACGGACCACCAAGAAAUUUUUGGAUGUUCCCUAACGAGCGAUUUAAUCACACUUUAACAGAGGCAGUAUCAAACAACCAGUAUCCUGAGUUAUCUGCCAUUAAGAAAGUUGAGGUGCAGUGGUUGAUCACUUUACUCAACAGUGCUGGUUUUUUCCGUCCAAUUAAAGUAGAAGCAGCUAAACUAAACAGUCUGCUGGAAGAUUUAACCCAGAGACGAGACAUCUUACAGCAGAUGAAAUGCCACAAAUUAAAGACUUUUACCAAAGUGAGAUUAUUCAAAAGGAAAUAACAAUAUACCAUCAUGCCU
Mytilus californianus (California mussel) is the source of this 566-nucleotide messenger RNA. RefSeq lists its product as uncharacterized. Bases 129 to 548 code for a protein of 139 amino acids. The record is from RefSeq and is a predicted model, not a curated record. The transcript has 3 exons. Lineage: Eukaryota; Metazoa; Mollusca; Bivalvia; Mytilida; Mytilidae.